GGCUCCCGACAGGUGUUUGGGGGAGAGGGCGGAGCCUGAUUAGGGAGGAUGAGGAGGGAGGGGCGGUGCUGCCCCUUUAAGAGGCGGUGGCGGAGCCGGGACCUUUUCUCUUUCCCCGGAAGGAAAGCGGAGCCUCGGCUGGGCGCGCAAGCCAUGGGCCCCGGCCCCCGCCGCGCCGCCUGCGUCCCGCGCCCGCUGCUCUGCGCGCUCGCCCUGAUGGUGGCCGCCGGCGGCCGCGUCGCCUCCGCCUUCAACCUGGACACCCGAUUCCUGGUGGUGAAGGAGGCCAGGAACCCGGGCAGCCUCUUCGGCUACUCGGUCGCCCUCCACCGGCAGACGGAGCGUCAGCAGCGCUACCUGCUCCUGGCUGGUGCUCCCCGGGACCUCGCCGUGCCUGAUGGCUACACUAACCGGACUGGUGCUGUGUACCUGUGUCCACUCACUGCCCACAAGAACGACUGUGAGCGGAUGGACAUCUCAGAGAAAAGUGACCCUGACCAUCACAUUAUUGAGGACAUGUGGCUCGGGGUGACGGUGGCCAGUCAGGGCCCUGCAGGCAGAGUCCUGGUCUGCGCCCACCGCUACACCCAGGUGCUAUGGUCAGGGUCGGAGGACCAGCGGCGCAUGGUGGGCAAGUGCUAUGUGAGGGGCAAUGACCUCGAGCUGGACCCCACCGAUGACUGGCAGACCUACCACAAUGAGAUGUGCAACAGCAACACUGACUACCUGGCGACAGGCAUGUGCCAGCUGGGCACCAGCGGCGGCUUCACCCACAACACCGUGUACUUCGGCGCUCCCGGGGCCUACAACUGGCAAGGAAACAGCUACAUGAUUCAGCGGAAGGACUGGGAUUUAUCCGAAUAUAGUUAUAAGGACUCAGAGAAACAAGGAAACCUCUAUAUUGGAUACACAGUGCAGGUGGGCAGCGCCGUCCUGCACCCCACAAACAUCACCAUCGUGACAGGUGCCCCCCGGCACCGACAUAUGGGUGCUGUCUUCUUGCUGAGCCAGGAGGCAGGCGGAGACCUGCGGAAGAGGCAGGUGCUGGAGGGCACGCAGGUGGGCGCCUAUUUUGGCAGCGCCAUUGCCCUGGCAGACCUGAACAAUGAUGGGUGGCAGGACCUCCUGGUGGGCGCCCCAUACUACUUUGAGCGGAAGGAAGAGGUAGGGGGUGCUCUCUAUGUCUUCAUGAACCAGGCAGGCACCUCCUUUCCUGCCCACCCCUCCCUCCUUCUCCACGGCCCCAGUCGCUCCGCCUUUGGCUUCUCCGUGGCCAGCAUUGGUGACAUCAACCAGGAUGGAUUCCAGGACGUUGCCGUGGGAGCCCCGUUCGAGGGCUUGGGCAAAGUGUACGUCUACCACAGCAGCUCCCGGGGGCUCCUGGGCCGGCCGCAGCAGGUAAUCCACGGGGAGGAGCUGGGACUGCCCGGCUUGGCCACCUUUGGCUACUCACUGAGUGGGCAGAUGGACGUGGAUGAGAACUCCUACCCGGACCUGCUGGUGGGGAGCCUGUCAGACCGCAUCGUGCUGCUGCGGGCCCGGCCUGUCAUCAACAUACUCUACAAGACCUUGGUGGCCAGGCCAUCCGUGCUGGACCCUGCGCUCUGCACAGCCACCUCCUGCGUGCAGGUGGAGCUGUGCUUUGCUUACAACCAGAGUGCAGGGAACCCCAACUACAGGCGAAACAUCACCCUGGCCUACACAUUGGAGGCCGAUCGGGACCGCCGACCCCCUCGGCUUCGGUUUGCACGCAGCCAGUCAGCCGUUUUCCACGGCUUCUUCUCCAUGCCUGACAUGCGCUGCCAGAAGCUGGAACUGCUCCUGAUGGACAACGUCCGCGACAAACUCCGUCCCAUCAUCAUCUCUAUGAACUACUCUUUACCUUUGAGGAUGCCCGAGCGCCCCCGGCUGGGGCUGCGGUCCCUAGACCCCUACCCGGUGCUGAACCAGGCGCAGGUUCUGGAAAACCACACCGAGGUCCACUUCCAGAAAGAGUGCGGCCAGGACAACAAAUGCGACAGCAAUUUGCAGAUGCGGGCGGCCUUCCUGUCGGAGCUGGGGCAGCCACUGAGCAGGCUGCAGUACAGCAGAGAUGGCCGGAAACUGCUCCUGAGCAUCGACGUGACCAACACCCCGAGCAGGGAGCGCGCUGGGGAGGACGCCCACGAGGCGCUGCUCACCCUGACCGUGCCUCCCGCCCUGCUUCUGUCUUCAGUGCGCCCCGCUGGGACGUGCCAGGCCAAUGAGACCAUUGUCUGUGAGCUGGGGAACCCCUUCAAACGGAACCAGAGGAUGGAGCUGCUCAUCGCCUUCGAGGUCACCGGAGUGACCCUGCACACACGGGAACUCCAGGCGCAGCUGCAGCUCUCCACGUCAAGUCACCAGGACAACCUGUGGCCCGUGACCUUGACUCUGCUGGUGGACUACACACUCCAGGCCUCACUCAGCAUAGUGAAUCACCGGCUACAAAGCUUCUUCGGAGGGACAGUGAUGGGCGAGUCUGGCAUGAAAACUGUGGAGGAUGUGGGAAGCCCCCUCAAGUAUGAGUUCCAGGUGGGCCCAGUGGGGGAAGGGCUGGCAGCCCUGGGGACCCUGGUCCUAGGGCUGGAGUGGCCCUAUGAAGUCAUCAAUGGCAAGUGGCUGCUGUACCCCGCAGAGAUCACCAUCCACGGCAAUGGGUCCUGGCCCUGCCGACCACCUGGAGACCUUGUCAACCCUCUGAACCUCACGCUCUCUGUCCCUGGGGACAGGCCGCCAUCUCCACAGCGCAGGCGGAGACAGCUGGACCCAGGGGGAGGCCCGGCCCCCCCGCCAGUCACUCUGGCUGCUGCCAAGAAAGCCAAGUCUGAGACAAAGCUGAAGUGUGGCAGUGACCAGGCCCGCUGUGUGUGGCUGGAAUGCCCCAUUCCCGAUACCCCUGUCAUCACCAAUGUGACAGUGCAGGCACGAGUAUGGAACAGCACCUUCAUUGAGGAUUACAGAGACUUUGACAGAGUCAGUGUAUCCGGCUGGGCUACCCUGUUCCUCCGAACCAGCAUCCCCACCAUCAACAUGGAGAACAAGACUGUGUGGUUCUCCGUGGACAUUGACUCUGACCUGGUGGAGGAGCUGCCAGCGGAGAUCGAGCUGUGGCUGGUGCUUGUGGCUGUGAGUGCCGGGCUGCUGCUGCUGGGGCUGAUCAUUCUCCUGCUGUGGAAGUGCGGCUUCUUCAAGCGAGCCCGCACUCGCGCCCUGUAUGAAGCUAAGAGGCAGAAGGCGGAGAUGAAGAGCCAGCCGUCAGAGACAGAGAGGCUGACGGACGACUACUGAGGGGGGCAGCCCCCUGCCCCCGGCCCACCCGGUGUGACUUCUUUAAGCGGACCCGCUAUUACCAGAUCAUGCCCAAGUACCACGCGGUGCGGAUCAGGGAGGAGGAGCGCUACCCCCCUCCAGGGAGCACCGUGCCUCCCAAGAAGCACUGGGUGACCAGCUGGCAGACUCGGGACCGAUACUACUGAUGUCCUCCCUGAUCCCACCCCCGCUCCCCCAGACCCCCUUCUAUUUAUCAUAAGUUAUGCCCCUGACAGUCCACAGGGGCCACUGCCUUUGGCUGCGCCAGCAGGUUCAGGCACGCCCAGCGCUUCUAGCACAGGCACAAGCUGUCUGGCCAUGGGCUUCUCCCCGCAGGAGGGCUGGGCCAUGGGCGCUGGACACAUGGGGGGGCCCACCGCCUGUGGACUGUGCUGUGCACCACGGAUGGUGCGUGGACAUGCGUGUCCCUGCCUCUGCCUGUGCCAAAACCAAGCCAAAGGGCCUCCCACCGCCCCAGCCUGGAGGAAAAGGCCCCCACUGUGGUGACACCCCCAGCAUUCACACUGGACCCAUCUUGAGCCAUAAUCACUGGACUGACUCUGCUAUUGAGACUACAACUACUGACAGGGAACAGCGCACCAGGACCCCCCAGCCGCAGCUCCCAGCGCCCGUGCCAGAGAGCGGGACCCACCUCAGGUUGCCCACAAUGGCGUUUCCAGGACCUGGCAUGCUUGGACCCAAGAGCAGAGUGGACUAGAAGGAAGGUCCCCAGGAUGGCUUUCCUUCACAGAGCUCUGUGAAGCCUCUCUCCUCAGAGGAGAUUCCCUUCUGGCAGGAAAUGCAGUCUGAAGAAACGAAGACCGACAAGCCCGGCAGACUGCAGAGGGACUGCCCUGGGAGCACGGAGGAAUGCUCAGCAGAGGAGGGGACCAGUCCUGGGCCAAGGAGCUGUUGGAAGGAGAAAGGAGAUCCCACUGCUCACUGACCACUACCAUCCAGGCCUCUGAAGGCCUGGAGAGACGCCCCCCACCCCAAAGAUCCCGGAGGGAGCAACACUUGAAUGUAGAAUGGGGAGGGAGCCCUGUCCCUGCCCCAUCGGCUGGAACCUACUCUCCCCUCACUGACCAUGGGUAGGGGGCCUAGAAGGGGGGUUCUUGGCUGUCCUUGGCUUUCGGAGCCAACUUAGCUCUGCCUCCUUCUCCCAUUGGCUAAGUCCUGAGGCCCAUUCUAGAAGGUGAGGCUGGUUCCAGGAAACCUCUCCAGACCCCUGCCUUUUGGCAGUCCCCUUUUCCAGUCCCUACACACUUCCAUGGUACUGUAGCAGGAGAGCCCCCUCCCCCUCCUUGUGCCUUCUUUGUACAUAGGCUUCUCACGGCAACAAUAAACAGCUCCCAGUUUGUAUGCUC
Messenger RNA from Ailuropoda melanoleuca (giant panda), 4697 nucleotides. It is a transcript of the gene ITGA3, whose product is annotated as integrin subunit alpha 3. Gene Ontology annotation, cellular component: integrin complex; external side of plasma membrane. The coding region runs from base 49 to 3309 and encodes 1086 amino acids. The record is from RefSeq and is a predicted model, not a curated record. Gene Ontology annotation, biological process: integrin-mediated signaling pathway; cell adhesion mediated by integrin; cell-matrix adhesion. NCBI's taxonomy places the organism in Eukaryota, Metazoa, Chordata, Mammalia, Carnivora, Ursidae. The transcript has 27 exons. Gene Ontology annotation, molecular function: integrin binding.